AUGUCGGAAAACCAGAAGCCUCUCCCCUUCAUCUACCAGUUUGCCGCCGGCGCGGUGGCUGGUGUGUCCGAGAUUCUCGUUAUGUACCCAUUGGAUGUGGUCAAGACCCGAGUUCAACUGCAGACCAACGCCGCUACCGGUGAGGAGGCCUACAAUGGCAUGUUCGACUGCAUGCGCAAGAUCGUCAAGCAUGAAGGCUUCUCCCGUCUAUACCGCGGUAUCAGCGCUCCCAUCCUGAUGGAAGCGCCCAAGCGUGCGACCAAGUUCGCCGCCAACGACAGCUGGGGAUCGUUCUACCGAGGCCUCUUCGGCGUGGAGAAGCAGAACCAGAGUCUGGCCGUGCUCACGGGUGCCACGGCUGGUGCCACCGAGUCCUUCGUCGUGGUGCCCUUCGAGCUGGUCAAGAUCCGUCUGCAGGACCGCGCCUCGGCCGGCAAGUACAACGGCAUGCUGGACGUGGUGAAGAAGAUCGUUCAGACCGAGGGUCCCCUGGCCAUGUACAACGGUCUGGAGUCGACCCUGUGGCGUCACAUCCUCUGGAACAGCGGUUACUUCGGCUGUAUCUUCCAGGUGCGCGCGCAGCUGCCCGCCGCCGAGCCCGGCAACAAGGCCCAGCAGACCCGUAACGACCUCCUGGCCGGUUCCAUCGGUGGUACGGCCGGUACUAUUCUCAACACCCCCAUGGACGUCGUCAAGUCGCGUAUCCAGAACAGCCCCAAGGUUCCCGGUCAGACGCCCAAGUACAACUGGGCCUGGCCCGCCGUCGGCACCGUCAUGAAGGAGGAGGGAUUCGCUGCCCUGUACAAGGGAUUCCUUCCCAAGGUGCUCCGUCUGGGACCUGGUGGUGGUAUCCUGCUGGUGGUGUUCACCGGUGUCAUGGAUUUCUUCCGCCAAAUGCGGGGCGAGUAA
This is a messenger RNA of Aspergillus melleus, 909 nucleotides long. Its product is annotated as putative mitochondrial 2-oxodicarboxylate carrier protein. Gene Ontology annotation, biological process: transmembrane transport. The record is from RefSeq and is a predicted model, not a curated record. Bases 1 to 909 code for a protein of 302 amino acids. The transcript has 5 exons. Lineage: Eukaryota; Fungi; Ascomycota; Eurotiomycetes; Eurotiales; Aspergillaceae.